AUGAGUGAAGCCGCGCCUGUUCAUCGCUGCCCCGUCUGCUAUAAGACGUACAAGCGUCGGGAGCACUUGCAAAGACAUCGCGCUUCACACACCUCGGAACGCCCACAUCGUUGCAUUCUGUGCAGCGCCUCUUUCCAACGGACAGACGUCUUGAAGCGUCAUAUCCAGACAUGCGACGGCCUGCCUCAUGGCUCGUCUGGCCGCCGAAGGGCCUGCGAUAGAUGUGUUCGCCAGAAAAAAGCUUGCAACUCGGCCCAGCCCUGCCAAAAUUGCUCAAAACGCGCAGUCCAAUGCUUGUACUCGAGCGUUGGUAGUUCAUCGACAAGCCAGGACGGAGAAACCGGUAGCACCAGUGCUGCCAACUCGGUUGAAAGCUUUUCCAACACGCCCAACACUCAGCAGCAACAGCAGCAACAACAGCAGCCGCAGCAACAGCAACAACAGCAGCAGCAGACUCAACAGUAUCAGCAUCAACAGUUCCUUCAUCAACAGCCUCAGCAGCUCCACCAGCAGCAGCAGCAGCAGCAGCAGCAAGAACAACAACAACGAGCGCAACACCACCACCAACAACAGCAGCAUCAGCCGAUUUAUCUCCAGCAACAGCACCAGUACCAGCACCAACAACAUCAUCAUCAACAGCAGCAGCAGCAGCAGCAGCAGCAGCAGCGACCGCAACACCACCAAUUCCAGCCGCAACAACACCAACAACAGACCUACCAGCAGCAUCCACACCAGCAGCAACACAAUCAACAGCAGCGCCAUCAUCACAACGUCCUCCACGCUCAAGUUACCCAACCACUCACCCAGAUCCCUCAAAUAGCUCCGGUACCGGUUCCCCAGAUACCCCGUAAUCACCAAGUUCCGGUUCCCCAGGUUCUCCAACAGUCCCACCAGUCCCACCAGCCUCAUCAUGUACCCUUCAACCACCCCGGUGUGGCCCACUUUGACGACCUCGACAACCUCCUUCAUGACGCUGCUGGCCAGUUCCCGAUGCUUGGACACCAGGACACUCAUAUCCCCGACUGGAUCGAGAUGGAGCUGCCCAUGGGCACGCAUGCAAUUGAUACUCCGGAAGACAACACCACGUCCAGGUCAACUCCAUCUUCAGAGACUCAUCGUGGCUAUUCUUUUAACUUCCUGUAUGAUUUCACUAGUAGGACCGGUCUCGUCGACUCGUUUGAAUGCGGCACUCAUACGCAAAGGAGGGCGGUCGUAGAUGCCUUCUAUGCAUCAUAUGCCGAGCAGCAAAAACACCAUCAAAAACUUCAACAGAUACAGCAGCAGCAGCAACAACACCUCCAAGCACAGCAACAGAUUCAUGGUCAGCUUGAAUUCCACCCAAUGUUUCCGCAAUUGCAAAAUCCUAUGGGUCAGCCCCCACUUUCGCCCGCUUCGUCGUCAGCUGUCUCAACUUCGGCUACGUCGAAUGAGUAUAGCUAUAUGCCAUGGACUCCUUGGUCCUCUUGGCUCAGUAAUCCAAUCAUUAUCAAGCUGCAAGAGAUUGUGGUUUCGAUCAUGAAUGUAGUCAGACAUAAACCGUCUAACAGUACUUUGGGUACUCUGACUUGGACCCCCGAUAAAGAGCAGGAGUGUCUUCAAUUCUUUUCGCCGCAGAGGUUUGCCAAGUUCCUUGAGCUGUUCUGGUCAUGCUGGCAUCCAAAUGUCAACUUUAUGCAUCGCCCUUCCUUCGACCCCACCAGCGCAAAGCCGACUCUGCUGGCGGCCAUGGCUUUGACAGGCAAUGACACUGAACCUGGAUCACCGGCCGACGAUGAUGCCAAUCCUACUUCGGCUCUACAUUGCAAACGAAAACUUCAGGCGCUGCAAGCUUCGUACAUCGUCUGCCUUUAUCAGAAUUGGGAAGGUUCAGACGCUAGCAAAAGGAGGAUUCGCCGCCAUCGCUUCAACACUGUGGUAUCUGUGGCGAGAGACAUCGGCAUUCCUAUGGCGAAGCAUCUCGAAUAUGGCCGGCUGCUCAGACACGAGUUUGACUGGCACGAGUAUGUGGUGAGGGAAGAACUUAUACGCACCUUCCUGUGGGUAUUUCUUCUCGAUACAGCCUUUGUGAUCUUCAACAAUCUCCCUCACCGCAUGGUUAUCAAGGAGAUGAGGAUGCACAUGGCUAGUCCAGAAGCGGUCUUCCAAGCUCCGACGGCAGAGAAGUGUCUCGAGGAGAUUUAUCAGUGGAUGCCUUCGUCAAGUCCUGUUUGCAACACUCUGCUCCGCGACGUGCUCGAAAACGUCAUCGGCACCACCCUUGACGCAGACACGUUGCAGAGGUUGGCUCGGCUUGGGCCCCUCAAUCUGUUUGUCGUUGUUUCCGUGUUCCAUUAUAUGAUAUUCCAGCACCAGAAUCUGUUCGGGGUAGAAGGUCAGCUUGUGCCGAUCCGUAACGGCCUGGAUAACUGGAUAACGAUCUGGGAGUUAUGGUGCGACCACUGGUCGUCCACGCCGCCCCACUGUAUGGCAGACAGCAACAACCUCACACCCGAAAACAUGUGGAAAAGGAUCGGUUUCAUCCGGUGUUCGGCCGAGUACUGGCUCCUUGGCAGUCUCCUCACGGACCGUAUCGCGCGGAAGACAUCAGGCGGCGUUAGAGAAAACCAGGGCAAGGGGUCGUCUCCGGACUGUUACCCCGACGAGUUGACGGGAAGCGGCAAAGGCAAAUCGAAUGACCCAAUUCUCAUCAAGUACGACCAAACCAGCAUGCGACAGGUCAACGAGCUGAUCAGCGACUUUAAGAAAAUCCAGCUUGAGGAGAAUGAAUGA
Molecule: messenger RNA, 2769 nt
Organism: Neurospora hispaniola
Lineage: Eukaryota; Fungi; Ascomycota; Sordariomycetes; Sordariales; Sordariaceae
Exons: 5
Coding region: 1-2769 (922 amino acids)
Biological process (GO): regulation of transcription by RNA polymerase II
Cellular component (GO): chromatin
Molecular function (GO): DNA-binding transcription factor activity, RNA polymerase II-specific; RNA polymerase II cis-regulatory region sequence-specific DNA binding; zinc ion binding
Source: RefSeq, a predicted model, not a curated record